Messenger RNA from Rubroshorea leprosula, 535 nucleotides. The record is from the annotation of a GenBank genome assembly. NCBI's taxonomy places the organism in Eukaryota, Viridiplantae, Streptophyta, Magnoliopsida, Malvales, Dipterocarpaceae.
AGGGUGCAACAUACUCUUAGGAAGGACAAUUCAGCAGCGGAUCAUAUGACAUCUAUUGCCCAAAAUCUUCCUCAAGGAGUCACCUUCUUUGAUUCCCCACCGGCAGAUAUCCAUGGCAUUCUUUCUAGUGAUGAUGUAGGGACUUUGUUCCCCUUAGAGUUUGAGCUUUGUUAUUUUAGCUUCUUAUGGAUCAAAAGGGUUGAAUUCUUCAAUUUGACCAAAUGGAAAGGAGAUGGUUACUACGGACCUCUGCCGGAGUUGUUGUCGGCAGAGAAACCGGCGAUCUAUUGCAAUUUUACACAACAAGAGUUCCUUGAAAAUUUCUAUGGCAAGGGGUUGGAUGGCAAAUCCCUCUUUGACAAAAUCACAAUUCAGGGCUAAAACACUGUUUGUUUCAAUUAAAAUUACAUAUCUGGGCUUUGUAACCUUUAAAACCUAUUUGUGUGUACCGUAAAUAAAAACCUAUGUGUCAAAUAAUAAUCAACUUCCUGUUGAUUUUUGUUUAUUUAUUAUGUAUUAAAGAAUAGUAAUUUAA